Messenger RNA from Bemisia tabaci, 877 nucleotides. The record is from RefSeq and is a predicted model, not a curated record. Lineage: Eukaryota; Metazoa; Arthropoda; Insecta; Hemiptera; Aleyrodidae.
UAUUGCAACGUGGUUAAGGGCUUAGGCCGCAUGUUGAGGGUUUUUUUGGCGCGGAAAGAAGCAGUCUGUUCAUUAACCUCUGCACUGCACCUUCAUUUUAUUCUAUGUCUGCAUCUCUCAUCCGCAGUUCACGAUAUCCUACUUGAAUCAUUUGAUAUUGAUAUGUACCACGACUUUCAGGAUGUUGUGACUUUAUCGUUCGCAGGCUGACAUUUCAGGUGAAUUCAAAGAUGGUUUUGCAAAAUACUGGAAAGUACAAACCAGACACUUCACAAAACCAGCUUGCCUUCAAACUGAGAGAAGAUAACUCAGACCUAAGAUUGCGAACAUCCCUUGAAAAUGAUGCUACUGACGCAAUGUAUGGAUUCAAUCGGAUCACUGAUCAUCAAGAAAGAAUUGGAUUUCUCAUUAACAUGCACAGUACCGAAAUUCAAGAUGAAGAUAGACGUUUAAUUAGUGCUGUGGACUACUACUUCAUUGAAGAAAAUGGAAAUCGUUUCAAAGUUUCCCUACCAUUCUCUCCCUACUUAUAUAUUCUUGUCAAAAAAGAAUUUAUGCAAGAAGUGUCAACUUACCUGAGCAAAAAAUUCGGUGGCUCCAUCAGCAGCAUUGAAAUCGUUGCAAAGGAAGACUUAGAUUUGCCAAAUCAUCUAAUAGGACUGAAACAAACAUUUUUAAAGAUAUCAUUUCCUAAUACUAGUGAACUGAAAAAAGUGAAACAGACCAUUUUCUCUGCAGUACGAAAGAACAAAGAACGGGAAAACAGCAAGACAUUUUACUCAGAAAUGUUGGCUGAAAGCACAGGAGGAAGUAUUCGCGGAGCCAGUAAUUCUGCAAAGAAGAAUACUGAUAAUUUAGAUAAUAUCAUGGACAUCAG